Messenger RNA from Chara braunii, 3144 nucleotides. NCBI's taxonomy places the organism in Eukaryota, Viridiplantae, Streptophyta, Charophyceae, Charales, Characeae. The record is from the annotation of a GenBank genome assembly.
CGCAGCAACGCUUUUAGGAAGGCUUGCCGCCACCACGUCCACGUCGUGCCUGUUGCACGGCACAACCGCGCAACCGUCGACCAGCUGCCCCUGCCCGUUCCAGUAGCUUGCCACUUCUCCCGCUUGUCGGUGACUCACAGUGCGGUUCCAUGCACGUGGCAGCUCUCACCAGGUGUCGGUUCAUGCCAUAUUGCGUUCCCCCCCCUCGAUGUUGCCUUGCCUGCCCAUGGAACUGUCACCGAGCUCUGACGGUCCAGUGUUUCCUGGAGCUGCUGCAAGUGGACCGGAGUGGUAGUCGUCGCGAGAUGAAGGCUACCCCUGUCAUGGGAGGAUGUUAAGUCGCUUGUAUGUUUGUUCUUGGCGCCAACCAGUCUUUUGGAAAAUCUGCGAUUUCAACAGUGGAUGCUAAUUAUUUUAUCGAGGAACCAAAGUGUCAUGGAUACCAUUCUCAUCUUGGAAGCCAUAUCUAAGUGGCACAUGGCACUCUGUUUUGAAAUCGUUUGAGGUGACACAGAGAUGCCUCGAGUAUGGUUGUCUGCAUUAAUUCGCCUGAUAGCUCCAAAACUGCAAUGCCAAGGACACUGAGUGAAAACUAUACUGGGAUGGCUGACAAUCUGCAUGCUAAGCCGCAUUGAACCGUCGUAUCACUGCGCCAUGGUAAGCUUGUGGGCCAGAUGAUGAUACCGGUCAUAAGAAGGUAUCCACAACCAAUUUUUAUCGGGAACUUUUGUCAGAUAGGUGACCUAUGCGCGCGGAAGGGCACUGCACCCUUGAGUUCGAGGGAAACGCGGAAGCAAAGUGUGACAUGAGAUAAGGCGAGGUUAGAGCGACCUCUGCUAUGAGGUGGCAGGCCAGGGUAAUUUACUUGUUACACCCUUUAAGUGCUGUCACUUUGGCAACCUGGCCAAUCCGCGUAUUGCUCCCUGAGAGCUGUCACUGUGGCAUCACAUGUGGCAGCCAUGUUACAUGCAGUUAGCUGCCUGACUGGGGCACACGGUGGUAAAGGCAGGGGGAAAGGGGAGGAAAACAGAGGGAAAGGAGUUCAAUGACCUGGGUAUAUUGUUUCGGUAGUCAACAUGGAACAUCCCACUAGAAAUUGGGCUGCGGAUGCUGAGGAAUGGUAUCCCAGAAUGGGGAAUUUACCUAUCCAUGCGUUUUUGGGGAUAACGUUUGAGUUUCAAGCCCCAGAUGUAUUUCUUGCCCGUAUGAAAGUGACUGAGCGAGCUGUGCAGCCAUGGGGCCUUCUCCAUGGUGGUGUGUCUGCUGUCUUAGUGGAGGCCAUCGCCAGCUCGGCAGCAGCAGUCACAAGCAAGCAGCGGGUGGCAGGGUUGGAGAUCAGUGUCAGCCAUUUGCGGCCAGUCCCUCUGGAAACGAAUGUAAUUGGGGUUGCCAAGCCUCUUCUCAAGGGUAAAAAAAUACACGUAUGGGAGGUGAGAAUUGAGGAGGAUGUAGGGCAGCAUGGGAAAGGAGGAAGAGGAGGAGGAGGUGGAGAUGGGAAAGAGGAGGUGGAAGAGGAGGGAGCAUUGAGUGGAGUGAAAGCAGCCAGAGCGGUGGGGGCUGUAGCAGCAAGGCCAAAAGGAGCAACAUUGUUUGCUAUUGGAAAGCUAACGGUAGGUAUUAAUCUGGGUAGGAGUCCUCCAGGAGCGCCAAUAAUGCUCAGGGGAGGCUCUGGUUCGAGAGAAAUGCAGACGCAGUCGAGGAUGUGAAUGCCAACCUACUGUGCUUUGCCGGGGACAGGUUGUUACACUGCAUGCUGAAUGGCUUAUGUGUAGAUGGGUUUCUGCCUUGGAUUGCAAUUUUGACGACGCGGAUGUGAAGCUGGGUGUUCUCGACAUACUGAGAGGUAUUGUUAGGGACGGUGGUCCCCACUCAGCACGUUGUGAAGCCUGUGGGAGAGAUAUGUGAGGUGAUCUUGUAGUGGUAUCCCUUUUACGAAGUUGCAAUGGACGGGUUGUUGUUCGAUUGUGAGUUUAGUGUAGAUAGGAAACCAAAAAGAAGGACAAAAAAAGGGGGGAAGGCGGUGAAGAAGGCCCCAACCUUGACUGUAUCCUAUCAUAUACUUUUGGGACUGGGUAGGGUGGUAUUAUCCCCUUUGCUAAAAAAGAAAAUCAGACUGGGUAGAGCAUCAUGCAACUCCCUUGGCUCUCCCACGGCAUGUGUGAAACGCUUCUCCCAUCCCCCCUUGGCACUGCCUCCCCCCUUGCCACCCCCGCCCCCUUCCCCGUGGCCUUGGUCAUGUUUAGCAGCUCUCAACCUUCCUCAACACCGUGGCUUGCUCUCCUUGCUCAUGUUUAGCAGCUUUCAACAACACCAUGGCUCGCCACCCCAUCGGUUGUGUGUACUGCAUUUUUUCUCAAUCCUCUUUGGGCAUAAAGCAUCCUUGCCGUGAUAACAUAAUUGUACAGGACAUGGUUCUGUGCUGGACCUUAUGUUUGUACCAAUUUGGAACCAUAUAGAUCAGACGUGAAUCUGGAUCAACACUUGAUGAUACUCACUCCACUCCCCCAACUUGUGUGUAAAGCAUCUUGCAAUCCGCUGUGGCAUUCUCACAACCCUUGUGUGAAGUACCUGGCCUUCCCUCAUGACACUCCCCUUGUGUCCCCACUUGCAUCCACUGUUAGCCUGAACAUUCCCCAUGUGUGUCAAGCACCAUGCAGGAUGUCUGGUCUUAGUAUACCUAUCAGAACCUUGGCGCACACAUCAGUUGAGACGGGCCUGCCAUCUGGGCUCUCGGUCCACUGCAUAUAUAAAACACCAUCCUGGUGUCAGUCGGUUAAAGUCCUACUUAGUCUGUCACGAAACCCCAUUUUCUGUUCCUUUCCAACUUGUCACAGUUCUGUGAUUGUUUCUCACUAACUUCAUACUUAAUCUUCUUUGACACAGACUCUGGGAGACAUGGUAGUAUCUGUUGGCUUUUGCUACACCUGGAGUCUGGGCUAGGUCUCAGCUUCACAGCAAGGGCCCAUCUGUCUGGGUAUCUGUGGACCUGCCUUGGGUAAGGCCCAUGGAACCAUGGGUACCCUCGAAUAUCCGUGGGCUUCGCGGCACGACCCAUAUACCUCUUAGAGGGUGCUUACACUUGGACUUUCAUGGAUGUAUUUGACUGCACUAUAUGCCUCUUAGAGGGUGCUUACACUUGGACUU